This is a messenger RNA of Helianthus annuus (common sunflower), 1569 nucleotides long. Its product is annotated as G-type lectin S-receptor-like serine/threonine-protein kinase At4g27290. Gene Ontology annotation, molecular function: ATP binding; protein serine/threonine kinase activity. The transcript is spliced from 6 exons. The coding region runs from base 126 to 1481 and encodes 451 amino acids. The record is from RefSeq and is a predicted model, not a curated record. Gene Ontology annotation, biological process: protein phosphorylation. NCBI's taxonomy places the organism in Eukaryota, Viridiplantae, Streptophyta, Magnoliopsida, Asterales, Asteraceae.
AUCUCUUACUUCCAUCGGAUAAAUGUGAUAGUUAUGGACUAUGCGGCCCAUAUGGAAGUUGUAAUACUCUCACGUUUCUUACUUGUGGAUGCUUGAAAGGUUUUCAACUAAGAGACCCACAAGCAAUGAGUACUGAUAAUUGGAGAAGUGGUUGUAGACGAACUAGAUCUUUGGAUUGUGCGCCAGAAGAGGGAUUUCUAAAGGUCUCAAGCAUUAAAUUGCCAGACACUCAGAAUGCUGUGUUUAAUGCCAACCUGAGCCUUCAGCAAUGUGAGGUGGCUUGCAAGAAUAACUGCUCAUGCACUGCCUACACAAAUCCAAACAUCACUCCAGGUGGAGUUGGAUGCUUGCUAUGGUUUGGUGAUCUAAUUGAUAUCCGAGUGUACCAAGUAAAUGGCCAAGAUCUUUAUGUUAGACUCGCAGCCUCCGAAUUACUAGUAAAGGUCCUUGAAAGAGAUCAAAACAGUAGCAAGAAGGAAAGUAUAGAGUUGCCAGUCUUUAGUUUAUCAGCAAUUUCUAGGGCAACCAAUAAGUUCUCUACCGACAACAAGCUUGGAGAAGGUGGGUUUGGUCCAGUGUACAAGGGUGUUUUAGAAGAAGGACAAGAGAUUGCUGUAAAGCGGCUUUCAAAGUCAUCUAAACAAGGGAUUGAUGAAUUCAAGAAUGAAGUUUUAUGCAUUGCUAAACUUCAGCAUAGGAAUCUGGUGAAGCUCUUGGGAUACUGCAUUCAAGGGGAGGAGACAAUGCUGGUUUAUGAAUACAUGCCCAACAAAAGUCUGGACUGGUUUAUAUUUGGUGAUUUAAGGAAGUCAUUACUUAACUGGCCACAACGUUUUAACAUUAUCCAUGGAAUUGCUCGAGGUCUUCUUUAUCUUCAUCAAGAUUCCCGACUUAGAGUUGUACAUAGAGAUUUGAAAGCAGGUAACAUUUUGCUCGAUCGUGACAUGAAUCCAAAAAUAUCGGAUUUUGGUUUGGCUAGAAUGUUUGAUGGACAUGAGAGUGAAGCAAAUACAAAGAAAGUGGUGGGAACUUUGGGCUACAUUUCUCCAGAGUAUGCAGCAAAUGGUCUGUUCUCAGUAAAGUCAGAUAUUUUUAGCUAUGGGGUUUUGGUAUUGGAGAUAGUGAGUGGAAAGAAAAAUAGAGGUUUUGUUCAUGAAUUUGACCAUGAUAUUAACCUUCUUGGACAUGCUUGGAAACUUUACGAAGAAGGCAAUUCUCUUGAUUUAAUUGACAGAUCAUUAGGUGAGUCGUGGUCUAUUAAUGAAGUGUUGCGAUCAAUACACAUAGGCUUAUUAUGUGUACAACAUCGAGCAGACGAUAGACCUACCACAGCGGUUGUGGUUUCCAUGUUGGCUAGUGAAGGGUCGCUACCUUCUCCGAAGAAACCCGCUUUCUUCAUUCACGGAAGUGAAAGCAACUCCGUUUCAAUUCGCCCAUCAUCAGUUAAUGGAGUGACACUAAGUCAAAUAGAUGGCAGAUAAUGAGGCAAAUGGAAGAUGUAACUUUAUGUCCAAAAUGCCAUCUGUAAUUUAUUCUUAGGGCAGCCUCAAUAGUUGUGUCGGGCUUGCA